AUGGGAAGAGGACGCCGCGGCUUGAUCUCGGCGGCUGCCUCUGGCCCCAAAGAACGCCAUAAGAGAUCGCAAAGGUCUCAAUAUCAUCAUCCCUACUCGCCUCCGCCUGACACCUUCAUGGCCAAGCCAUCGCUACCAAAAUCCAAGCACCACUCUUACUUCGAGCUAGUUGAGAACAAGGAGAAGAAGAAGAAGCUCGAGUAUCAGAUUACUACCGAAAAGAACCCGCCGCCAGGGUUCGAAUUUGUCCCCAUCGGCAAUCCAAAGUUAACUGCGGCCUGCAAAGAAAUAUCCCGCGAAAAAGAUGCCAUGAUUUUCAUCGUCUCGAACGCCAGAAGUCUCGACGAAAGCAUCCUCGCCAACCAGGUCCAUCGAGUUGGCCAUCAUAUCAGGCAAGUCAUCGUUGAGGAGGCCAAAGAGAGCCUUGGCGGCUCGUCCCAUCACGCCGUUCCGGCAACCGACGCAGGGCCUGAGCCCAUUCCGGAAUCUCAGAGGGCAUACCAUGCUCAGGUUGAUGCAGCUAUCAGAGACUUGUUUCCACGGAUUCCCAAUACUGACCGUCAGAUGAUUAUUGAGCACUCUUUCACUCGGGGCUCAGCUAAUCGAUCCGAGCAUCCCGUUGGGUUCUCGGAAGAGAUUGCGCUAUCCCGCAGGGUCCAGCUGGCUGUCUUGGCUCACAUAAGGCACACGCAUACGCGGUAUGAUCUGCUUCUGAAAGAAACAACAUGGCAGAAUGCUCGGAAAACUGUAGAAUCUCUGUGUCUCGACAUCCUCGUCAAGUGGCGGGGAGACGAAGAGACUGGUCGUGACCAGCUGGAUGAGAUCCUCCGCGAAGUAGUUGUCAUUUCUGAUUCGGAAGACGAUGAGGACGACGACGACGACGAAGAGGAAUCGACUGACUAUACGUCAGAUGAAAGUGCUGACAAUGCCAGGCUCACACCCAUGCCUGUGUAUCGGUCAGCACCACCCUUGCAACCUGUGGAUCGAACAGAUCGCUCCCCUCCAAAGUCACCUAUCCGGGAAGCGAUCCAAGUGGCUUCUUCUCCUCCGAUUAGGAUCGGUUUAGAAGACACUGGUCGCGCUCGUAGAAAUGACAGGAGAGCUCAGCGAGGUUUUAGAAGAUACCGUGCCUGGGAAGAGGCGAUUAGACGUAACCGAGGGGAAACGCCUUUGGUGGAGCGGACCUCUCCAGAUAUAGCCAUCAGUCAUGCUUCAUAUCGACCAUCGCCGCCUUCUAGAUUUUCCUAUGACGCUUAUGGUCGGCCAUAUGACAAUCCUGAUCCAAUGGUCCAUCCUGGCGGUAUCUUUGGAGUCUCCUCGCAUCUGGAUAACCAUCGGAUACAGCAGCCAGUAUAUGGGAUACCGUCUUCUUUGAAUGCUUCGCCCUACCUUGGCCGAACAGUCGAACCCCAAUUUGCUCAUGAAAAGGUAAUGUCUGUUGUUCCGUUCCCGACCAGCACGUCUUCUCGCGAGCUGGCCUCUUCUUCGGCUUCCAGUCAUUUCCAAGACAUGUUGGUACGCUCUAUCGAAUCCCGUUCUCCGACUGCGCAGCCCACCUUUAUUCGCACCCUGCCUCCCAGGAGUCAAGCAUCUGUAAGUUCGUAUGCGCCACUGGCCACGUCCCUGGCUAGUAUUCAACAGCCUCCCAUGCUUGUUUCGCAUCCAGCAGAAGAAACCCGUUCCUGGGAUCGCCCCUCACCUGCACAUAUAUCCACUGGCUUUAAUAGGCCUCAAACCAUGAGUAUCGACGCUGUGUCCAGUAGAGAAUCUGCCCAAUCACUUGAUUUCCGUGGCUCUACCUACUUUCAUCCGCCGUCUGGAUAUGGAGCACAACCACCGCCUCUUUAUUCGCAUCCGAUUUCUAGCAAUCCAGGACCAGGCUCUUCCAGGCUCCCGGAAACAAGGAGAAUUGUCUUACAAGCAACCCGACCUGGAGAACGGCCAAACCCUAUCCUUAUGGAGGAUAGAGGUGGAUAUUUUGAAAGGAUAAACCCCAGGCCUGAAAGCAGCUCAAGAAUCCAGCUACGCCCCGUCCGCUCUGCUCAGCCACAAACAGAGGUUCAAAGUCAAAGAAUUGUUCGACCUCAUACAAUCUUCUCAUGGGAAGAGGAUUUAAGAAACAGAGGCGGACGCCGUGGCGUCGCCGAAAUUGAGGUCAAUCCCAUAGUCGAUCCUCGCCCCCAUGCACCUCAUGCUCGACAACAUGCUCCCCAUGAAUACUUUGGCGCGCUACCACCGACCAAAGAGGACGAUUACAGACUACAGUCUCGGCGAGUGCCAGAUGGAGAGUAUGGUGCAGCACCUCCCGAGGGCUACUGGACUAUGUGA
Molecule: messenger RNA, 2328 nt
Organism: Trichoderma gamsii
Lineage: Eukaryota; Fungi; Ascomycota; Sordariomycetes; Hypocreales; Hypocreaceae
Exons: 4
Coding region: 1-2328 (775 amino acids)
Source: RefSeq, a predicted model, not a curated record